Medicago truncatula (barrel medic) is the source of this 490-nucleotide messenger RNA. RefSeq lists its product as uncharacterized. The record is from RefSeq and is a predicted model, not a curated record. Lineage: Eukaryota; Viridiplantae; Streptophyta; Magnoliopsida; Fabales; Fabaceae. The transcript has a single exon. The coding region runs from base 17 to 367 and encodes 116 amino acids.
GAGUCAAAGGAAGAAAAUGCACAAAACACAUAGCAGCUUUGUCAUACAAAUAAAAGCAGCCACAAAAGAACAACAAAAAAACCCUAGUAGUAAAUUCAAGUUAAACUUUUCAACAAUGAAAAUCUUUCACCGUUUACGUAAGGUUCUUAUGCGUUUUGUAUUCUCUUCUUCUCAUCAUAGGUCAUCAUCAAGAGAUUCAUCAUCAAGGCACAGAAAUUCUGAAAGGUUUGAACCACCAAAGACUUCAUGCAGUUCAUAUUAUUCAUCUUAUUCUCAUUACAAUGAAGCCAUUUCCGAUUGCAUUGAAUUUUUCAACAAAGAGGGUGUUUUGGAUGGUCGAAAAUCAUCAGAUGUUAAUAAUGUGUAACACUCUUUCUCAACCAUAUGCUUCAUUAUGCAUCUAUGGAUACCAUAUACUUUGAAUGUAAAUUCAUUAUUAAGCCAUGGAUUAUCUUUGUCAUUAAAUUUUUAUUUUAUUUGUUUUGAUUAU